AUGCUGACUUAUAAUGAAAUUCUUGGAAUAAUAUACUUGCAAGUAACUGGAAUUGGAUUGCUGGGGAACUGUAUCAUCUUAUUCUUAAACGUCUAUAAUUUCCUCAUUGCUCAUAGGACAAAACCUAAAGACCUAAUUAUCAGUCAUUUGGCCUUUGCCAAUGCCAUAUUGCUUCUCACUGGGGGAAUACCCAGUGCAACAAAGAUAUGGAGAGUGAAAUGUUUACUGGAUGAGUUGGGAAUUAGAAUCAUAACAUAUAUACAGACAAUGGGCCGAGGUCUCUCCCUAACUAGCACCUGCCUCUUGAGUGCUUUCCAGGCCAUCACCAUUAGUCCCAACAACUCCAGAUGGGCACAACUCAAAAUCAGAGCACAAAAAUGCAUCACUCAAUGCAUUCUUCUUUGUUGGAUAUUCAAUCUACUUGUAGAUUUGAUUGUAUUUUUAUGCCGAAUUAGCCCCCAAAAUAGCACAGACAGUAAAUAUGGAUGCAGCACUGGAUAUAGGUCCCUAGAUAUGAAUAAUGAGGAUAACUUAAAAAUCAGAACCUUUUCAUGUGUCCAUGAUUCUUUCUUCCUGUGUCUCAUGACUUCUUCUAGUAUCUACAAGGUUGUAAUACUGUACAGCCACAAGAGGCAUGUCAAUCAUAUUCAUAAUAAUAGUCAAUCCAUAAAAAUAUCCCCUGAAAUUAGAGCCACUCAAGCAAUUGUGCUUCUAGUGAGUACCUUUGUUUUGUUUAAUGUAUUCAGUCCCAUUUUUAUUCUGUAUAUGUUGUAUUUUAAAUUUCCAAACACAUGGAUUAUACAUACCUCAGCAUUUCUCGCUCUGGGAUAUCCAGCAGUCAGUCCUUUUCUUCUGAUUAGUGUUUAUAAACAGAUUCCCAGGGCUUGUACUCACUGA
Messenger RNA from Gracilinanus agilis (Agile Gracile Mouse Opossum), 897 nucleotides. RefSeq names its product vomeronasal type-1 receptor 3-like. Gene Ontology annotation, biological process: G protein-coupled receptor signaling pathway. Bases 1 to 897 code for a protein of 298 amino acids. Gene Ontology annotation, molecular function: pheromone receptor activity. NCBI's taxonomy places the organism in Eukaryota, Metazoa, Chordata, Mammalia, Didelphimorphia, Didelphidae. The transcript has a single exon. Gene Ontology annotation, cellular component: membrane. The record is from RefSeq and is a predicted model, not a curated record.